Emiliania huxleyi CCMP1516 is the source of this 1200-nucleotide messenger RNA. RefSeq lists its product as hypothetical. The transcript has a single exon. Lineage: Eukaryota; Haptophyta; Isochrysidales; Noelaerhabdaceae. Bases 1 to 1200 code for a protein of 399 amino acids. The record is from RefSeq and is a predicted model, not a curated record.
AUGGCGCGCGUCCACCUCGUCUACGUCCUCCUCGUUUAUCGCUCGGCGGCCGCGCCUGCUGCCGGCAAGUCCGAGUUCGCCCAGAUGCAGGAGUGGUGGUGCGGGCAGUCCGGGCACGAAGCCGACGCCGCGUGCGUCUCCCUCCGGAUGCGGGACGCCAGUCCCGAGGAGCGCAAGGCGCUGCGCGAGUCGCUCAAGGCGAACCGCUCCCACUGGAAGAAGGACCGCAAGCGGGACGACGGGGCGAUGCUCGCGGCCUGGUGCGAGACGCACGGCGACUCGCAGCUGUGCCAGCGUUGGGAGAAGAGACGGAACCGGCUCGACCCGCCUUCGCCGCCGCCCAGCCCUGCCUUCGAGGCGGGCGCCGCGAUGGACGUGUGGAGCCUCUUCCGCCAGCGGCGGAGCGCCGAGGGCUCGACCGAGCACGACCGGAUGAUGGCGUCCUUCUGCACAUCGGAGCGGCAGGAGGAGUUGCUCUGCAGGCAGUGGCGCCUACGGUCGGACGAGAAGCUGCUUCCCGAGGAGCGGAACGACCUCAAGCAGCAGGAGCAGCGCCUGCGCCCCGCCGAACGGGCGGCGCUGCUGCGUGAGCAGAAGGAGGCCGUCCUCGACUUUUGGUGCAACAACCCGACCGUCGACCGCGAGGAGAAGGGCGUCUGCCUGCUGUGGAAGGUGCGGAGGGACAAGCAGCUCGCAGCCAAGGCGAUGGGCGAGUCGUCGCCCGGCGCGCCGCGCCCGCCCAGCGCGCCGGCGACCUCCGACGGCGAGGAGCGGCGCCGCGGCGGCGAGGGCGCGCAGCACGGGCAGAAGGAGAUGGAGGAGUGUCAGGAGUGGUACUGCACAAACAAGCUCACCGAGAGCGAGGCGGAGGAGAGCGAGGUGUGCAGCCGGUGGAAGCUGCGGCUCAAGAGCCUGAGCAAGGCGGAGCGGUCGCGCCUCCGCCGGCACGAGGAGAAGAAGCGCAACGAGAUGCGCCGCGCGGCCAAGGCGGCGGGCGAGGCGCACCGGCGGAGAAAGGAGGAGGGGGCUGAGGGUCCCUCACCAGAGGAGCUCGAGCUCAAGCAGAUGCGCGAGCAGCACGCGGCCGCGUGGGAGGCGAUGCUGCGCGCGUGGUGCGAGGAGGGCGGCGGUGUGGGCAAGACGGACGAGCAGUCACCGCUCUGCGCAAAGUGGCGCGCAAAGAAUGAUAAGGAGCUGUGA